Molecule: messenger RNA, 4730 nt
Organism: Drosophila rhopaloa
Lineage: Eukaryota; Metazoa; Arthropoda; Insecta; Diptera; Drosophilidae
Gene: l(2)gl
Product: lethal(2) giant larvae protein
Exons: 9
Coding region: 360-3848 (1162 amino acids)
Biological process (GO): cortical actin cytoskeleton organization; regulation of protein secretion; regulation of establishment or maintenance of cell polarity
Cellular component (GO): cytoplasm; cortical actin cytoskeleton; plasma membrane
Molecular function (GO): myosin II binding; syntaxin binding; GTPase activator activity
Source: RefSeq, a predicted model, not a curated record
ACUUAGCGAUCUCCCACUUUGUUUGUGUUGAAAAUGACGCCGCGCGUCAUAUUUUCUGCUGAAGAAAUUGUUCCUAUCGUGCAAAACAAGUGCACAGUACAACGCAUCGCAUGCUCGGUAUAAAUUGGUGUUCUUUCGUCAUCAGUGUUUGUCAUUCUUGUUAAAACUUUCAAGGAAAGGCAAAUGUGAUAAGUCGGGCGUCCCUCAACACACAUUCAUACAUGUGUAGGUGUGUCAAAAAAGAGAAUCAAGCAUUUACUUGAAAGCCACCGCCUUAACUGCGCAAAGAGGCAAAUAAAUAAGUUCAAUUAUUAAUAUAUCCAUUCGACGGACCAAGCCAACAUAAAAGAUUAUAAAUUAUGUUGAAGUUUAUCCGAGGAAAGGGUCAGCAGCCCAGCGUGGAAAGACAACGCCUACAAAAGGACCUUUUUGCUUAUCGUAAGACCACACAGCAUGGCUUUCCUCAUAAGCCUUCUGCCCUUGCAUAUGAUCCUGUCUCAAAACUCAUGGCGAUUGGGACGCAAACAGGUGCCAUAAAGAUUUUCGGCCAGCCCGGAGUUGAAUUGUAUGGACAGCAUACGUUAGUGAACAAUUCCGCAGCGGAGCUCAAUGUUCAAUUACUUGAAUGGGUUUAUGGAACUGGUCGCAUACUUUCGUUGACGGCUGCCAAUCAAUUAAUACUGUGGGAGCCUGUUGGAACGUCAUUGCUUCCGAUCAAAACAUAUCAUUUUGACGGAAAACUGAAGAAAGUGUCAUCGCUGUGCUGUUCUUUGAAUAAAGAUCUCCUGUGGAUUGGAACUGAAGGUGGAAACAUCUAUCAACUUGAUUUACACACAUUUACAAUAAAAGAACCAGUGAUUUACCAUGACGUGGUUUUAGAGCAGGUGCCACCAGCUUACAAGCUAAAUCCUGGUGCGAUUGAGUCCAUUCGCCAGCUUCCGAACGCCCUUAACAAGCUUCUCAUUGCGUACAAUCGUGGCCUGUGUGUCUUAUGGGAUUUUGAAUCGUCAUCCGUGGAACGGGCAUAUGUAGCCCCUGGUCAUGGUCAAAGCGUUGGUCUUUCAGUGAAUUUCGGAGGAUCUGAAUUUAGCUGGUAUCACGCUGAUGGUUCGUACGCUACUUGGAAAAUAGAUAACGCAGAACCGCCAAACAAUGUUAACUACGUUCCUUAUGGCCCUGAUCCUUGCAAGAGCAUAAAUCGUCUGUACAAAGGCAAACGAGGAUCCAACGACGUGAUUGUUUUCUCCGGCGGCAUGCCACGUUCAGCUUACGGUGAUCACAAUUGCGUUUCUGUACACACCAGCGAUGGACACAAAGUUUGUCUAGACUUUACAUCAAAAGUCAUUGACUUAUUCGUGACUUACAAAAAUAAUAGUGAUGUUUCUGAAGUGCUAAUUGUUCUACUGGAAGAGGAACUCUGCGCAUACGAUCUUACGGACUCCAAUAUUUCUGCAAUCAAAGCUCCCUAUCUGCACUCGGUGCAUGCAUCAGCUGUUACCUGCAAUUACCUUGCUUCUCAAGUCAUACAGUCCGUCUAUGACAGUAUUUUACGAGCGGGAGAUGAGCAAGACUUGGAUUACAGCAAUAUUGACUGGCCUAUUACUGGCGGUGUACUUCCAGAUGACUUAGGAGAAUCUGAUGAGGAGGACACGGCUAAAUUUUAUGAAAUUCUGUUAACGGGGCACGAAGAUGGUUCAGUUAAGUUUUGGGAUUGUACUGGAGUGUUGCUUAAGCCAAUUUAUAGCUUUAAAACGGGCCACAUUUUUGGAAGUGAGCAUGAAUUCCGGGAUGACGCAGCCGCAGAUAUCAGUGCAGAACAACUCGACGAAGGAGAACCUCCAUUUCGAAAGGCUGGUCUUUUUGAUCCUUACUCCGAUGAUCCUCGUUUAGCAGUGAAGAAAAUAGCACUCUGCCCAAAGAACGGGCAGCUCAUUGUUGGUGGCACAGCGGGCCAAAUUGUUAUAGCCGAUUUUGAUGACGCCUCGGAAAAGGUUUCAUUAAAAUACUGCUCUAUGAAUCUGGUCAGCGAUCGCGAUGGGUUUGUGUGGAAGGGUCACGAUCAGUUAAACGUGCGGGCCAAGUUAUUGGCAAGUGAAGCCAAACCUAUAGAUGAAAAUGGUGUAAAUAUAACAGGAGUGCUGCAGGUUUUGCCUCCAGCCAGCAUUACCUGCAUGGCACUUGAAGCAAAUUGGGGUCUUGUAUCUGGUGGAACUGCACACGGACUAGUGCUGUUUGACUUUAAGAACUUUGUUCCAGUUUUUCAUCGCUGCACACUAAAUCCGAACGACCUCACUGGAGCUGGUGAGCAGCUGUCUCGACGUAAAUCUUUUAAAAAAUCAUUACGAGAGUCAUUUAGAAAGCUUCGCAAGGGUCGAUCGACACGGAACAACCCCAGCAAUCAGGUGCCAACUACGUUGGAAGCACGGCCAGUUGAAAGACAAAUAGAGGCACGUUGUCCUGACGACGGACUGGGAUCGAUGGUGCGGUGCUUACUAUUUGCCAAGACUUAUGUUACUAACGUCAACAUAACAUCGCCAACUUUAUGGUCAGCAACGAAUGCCAGUACCGUGUCAGUUUUCCUUUUGCAUUUGCCCCCGGCGCAGACCGCCGCAACUUUGGUUCCAUCAGCAAGUGGCAAUGCUCCACCACAGACGCCUCGUCGAAUUUCCGCUCAGCUUGCCAAAGAAAUUCAAUUAAAACAUCGUGCUCCUGUGGUGGGUAUUUCCAUAUUUGACCAGGCGGGUAGCCCUGUCGAUCAGCUCAGCGACGGAGAAAACGGUAGUCCACCACAUCGUCUACUUAUCGCUUCUGAAGAACAGUUCAAAGUGUUUUCACUUCCGCAACUAAAGCCGAUAAAUAAAUAUAAGCUUACCGCUAAUGAAGGUGCUCGAAUUCGUCGAAUCCACUUUGGAUCGUUUCGUUGCCGCAUACCGCCGGAAUUGCUACAAAGCCUGCACGGUGGAAGCCCAACUAAAUCAACCCGUUCUCAUGUCGAUGGAGAUGGGUCUGCCAAUAUCAGUGCAAACUUGGCUGCUGGUCGUGGAGAUGAGUAUCACGAAAUUGCACUGAUUUGCUUGACCAACAUGGGCGAUAUCAUGGUUUUAUCAGUGCCUGAAUUAAAAAGACAGUUGAAUGCCGCUGCUGUGCGACGGGAGGACAUUAAUGGUAUUUCGUCGCUUGGAUUUACCAACUCUGGUGAAGCUCUGUAUAUGAUGUCUUCUUCUGAAUUGCAGCGCAUUGCUUUAGCCACGUCCAAAGUAGUGCGACCCACAGGCAUAGUUAAAGUAGAGCCUUUAGAAACCGAAGAACGUGCUCAAAAAGAAAUUGAAGAAGAAAACAAAAAGGAAAUAUAUGCAAAUGCUGAAGUUGCCAACUUUCUCGAAGCUAAAGAACCACCAACUGCUUCUAGUCGCGCCACGCCUGUAGAGGGAGUCGUUGAUAGAAGUAGUCUUUAUCUAACUAAUGGAAUCAGCAAUAGCAAUUCACCCAAUGGCGGCAACGACACUAUUAGCAGCUCCAUUGGUGAUAUUACAGUUGACUCUGUGCGAGAUCAUUUAAAUCUUACGACAACCACUUUGUGCUCUACAACUACAGAGGAGACUGUUGGUCGGUUAUCAGUACUUAGCACGCAAACAAACAAAUCCACUACCACCGUGAACAUGAACGACAUUCCUGACAUUAAUAUUCCCAAUUUAAGUGACUUGGCAACGACUAGCAACACAACGGAUACGAGCACAAGUUCUGUAGUAAUAAAAUCGGUUAUAACAAGCAUAUCCCACGAAAAAGCGAACGGCGAAAGCGAAACUAAAAGGACGAAAAACACAACGCCUAAAGAAAGCCAAUUUUAAUAAUAACAAGCAUAUGCGGUUUUAAUUUUAGCACAAAUUACACAAUAUAACAGAUUUAGUCCCAUGUUUUCAUGGUAUUCUAGAUGUAGGUUUUAAACUGUCAAUUUAAAUACGUUAUUUCAGUUCAAUAUUUAUUUGCAGUCAACUUAAUAUGAAAUUAUAUUAAUAUUAUUUUGACUACAACUGCUUUUUAUUUUGUUUUAUAGAUGCGUUUCAAGUAUUUACACAGUAAGGUCCAGAGGCAAAGAUUGCAUUUUAUAAAAUAUUUUUUACACUAUAUUCCAAGUUAUAUUAUAGGAUGUUAAUUUAAGCUUGCAUUAUUACAAUCUUUUUGUGUUUACAGAUAUUUAGAGAAAUUAACAUUUUUUUAUAAUUCAUUUAAUGUUGAUAAAGUUGCCCAGCUUGUUAUAUUUCCAUGGAAAAAUGUAAAAAAAAAAUAUUUUCCCUAUUUAAAUUAUUUUUGUAUAUAUUUUAAUCCAAUUUUUAAGUUGUAGCUGUGUUGUAACGCUUUGGCUUGGGAUAAUUAAGCAGUUAUGUGAACAUUUUGUUUAGAAAAUUAAGCUACGAGUUUGAUCAACUUGAAUUGGUCAACUUGUUCCGAAAAGUUCAAUGUAAAACUAUUAUGCCUUAUCAACAAUGACUAAAUUUAUAAUAGAUUUUAUAAAGUAUUACAAACAUCUGUAAGUUAAAACAUUUUUAUAAUCAUUUACACAUAUUUUAAGUAUCCUGUCUUUUAAACUGAAAUUCGCAUCGAAAGGUGAAAAACUGUCAACAUACAACAAUUAUGCCUUAUAAUCAUUAGAUUGCAGCGGAUUUGAGAUAGUAUUUAGUAGUUCGCACCAAGAAAAUAUGUCAUGGCUUAAAUAUAUGUUUUUGAUGAAA